Messenger RNA from Glossina fuscipes, 438 nucleotides. RefSeq lists its product as uncharacterized. The transcript has 3 exons. Lineage: Eukaryota; Metazoa; Arthropoda; Insecta; Diptera; Glossinidae. The coding region runs from base 1 to 438 and encodes 145 amino acids. The record is from RefSeq and is a predicted model, not a curated record.
AUGGAAAAACCUCCAAUAAAUCAAGAAAAUAACUGGGAUUCGCAAUCAGUCGACAAUUAUCAAUCCGUUGAUAAUAUUAAAAGGCAAAUGCGGAAAGGUAACUGGACAUAUAUAUGGCGACAUCCUGAGAUUAGAGCGAUCAUAAGAGUAUUCUUGCACGAACUCAUCGAUAAACAACCGAAGAAUGUUUAUGAAUUUUCAGCGUCUUUAUUUAAUUGCAAUAAUACUCCACUGCUAGUAACAAAGGUUAAUAAGCAAUUACAAAUUGUCAAUAAGGAGUUGAAGAAGGGCCAAUGGUCGCAUCAUGACUGCGAUAUGGUUUUCUCUGAAACGGAUUCAAGUCAUUCCCUUCUUUCAUCAUCUUCGGUGGGCCCUGAUAUCGACAGUAUGUUGCGCUACGCUGUUUUACUCAGAGAUAAAAAUAUAUCAAAAAAAUGA